AUGACUCUUGUUCAACCAAAAUUUCAAAGUUUAUAUGAUAUUAUUGUAGACCACAGAUCAUCAUUGCCAAAGGACGACGCGUAUAAUUUAUAUCCCAUUUAUUCUUUUGUCAACAAUGAUUCAAUUACUCCUCAUUUGGCCUACUUGAAAUUGUGCAAUGACAGUUCUUCGCCAAAGACUCCAAGUUUUUUAUUUGAAAGUGCUAAAAAUGGGGACACUGUUGAUAGAUAUUCUUUUAUUGGAUUCAAUCCUAGAAAAAUUAUCAAAACUGGUGUUCCUGGGAAACCUGAAACCGAUAUAGAUCCAUUGAUUUUAUUAGAGAAAGAAUUAAACAAGUUCAAACAAGCUCAAUUACCUGGUUUGAAUAUGCCUAGUCUUAAUGGUGGUGCAGUUGGUUAUAUCAGUUACGAUUGUAUAAAAUACUUUGAGCCAAAAACCAAAAGAGAUUUUUUAGCAGACAAUUUGAAAUUGCCAGAAUCUAUUAUAAUGUUAUUUGACAUUGUUGUUGCUUUUGACAAUCUCUUUCAAAGAUUCCAAAUAAUUAAUAACAUUCAAAUCAAUUCAGAAGAUGAUAAAAACACUAUAAAUUUAAAGUAUCUUCAAGCUUCAAAGGAAAUCCAGAAGAUUGAAAAAAAAUUAUCAGACACGUCAAAGCUAAUUCCAUAUCCUUAUCAACCCCAGGUCAUCUUGAAUCAGCCUUUUGUUUCCAAUAUUGGUCAAGAAGGCUACGAAAACCAUGUUAAAAUCCUUAAAGAUCAUAUUUUGAAAGGAGAUAUAAUCCAGGCUGUUCCUUCUCAAAGAAUUUCGAGACCAACAUCUUUGCAUCCCUUUAAUAUUUAUAGGCACUUAAGAACUGUCAAUCCCUCUCCUUAUUUAUUUUAUAUUGAUUAUGUUGAUUUUCAGAUUGUUGGUGCUUCUCCUGAAUUGUUGGUCAAAUCUAAUAGUAAAAAUAAAGUUGUCACUCAUCCAAUUGCUGGAACAAUUAAAAGAGGGACAACUAAGGAAGAAGAUGAUGAUCUUGCAAAUAUUUUAAAAACCUCUUUAAAAGAUAGAGCCGAACACAUCAUGUUGGUCGAUUUGGCAAGAAAUGAUAUCAACAGAAUUUGCGAUCCAUUAACUACUAACGUCGAUAGGUUGCUAACAAUUGAAAGGUUUUCUCAUGUUAUGCAUCUUGUCUCAGAAGUUUCUGGAACUCUUAGACAAGAUAAAACUAGAUUCGAUGCUUUCAGAUCUAUAUUUCCUGCAGGAACAGUCAGUGGUGCUCCCAAAAUCAAAGCUAUGGAACUCAUCAGCGAGCUUGAGAGAGAAAAAAGAGGUGUUUAUGCUGGGGCUGUUGGAAAUUGGGGCUACGAUGGGAAGACAAUGAAUACCUGUAUAGCCUUGAGAACAAUGGUUAUCAAGAAUGGUGUUGCUUAUCUUCAAGCUGGUGGUGGUAUUGUUUUUGAUUCUGAUCCUUAUGAUGAAUAUAUUGAAACAAUGAAUAAAAUGAAAGCUAAUAAUAAUACAAUUGUGGAAGCAGAAGAAAUUUGGAUAGAAAGACUAAAAGAUGAAAAUUACAAUAGUGAUUCUUGA
Ascoidea rubescens DSM 1968 is the source of this 1572-nucleotide messenger RNA. It is a transcript of the gene TRP2, whose product is annotated as anthranilate synthase TRP2. Gene Ontology annotation, molecular function: anthranilate synthase activity. The coding region runs from base 1 to 1572 and encodes 523 amino acids. The transcript is spliced from 2 exons. Lineage: Eukaryota; Fungi; Ascomycota; Saccharomycetes; Ascoideales; Ascoideaceae. Gene Ontology annotation, biological process: L-tryptophan biosynthetic process. The record is from RefSeq and is a predicted model, not a curated record.